Molecule: messenger RNA, 987 nt
Organism: Seminavis robusta
Lineage: Eukaryota; Bacillariophyta; Bacillariophyceae; Naviculales; Naviculaceae
Source: the annotation of a GenBank genome assembly
AUGGCAUAUGUAGGUGGAGACCAUGCAACCAAUGAUGAAGCUGCUGACCUAAAGUGGCGGUGGGAUCCUGUAACUACAUACAGUGACUGGAAGUUUGAGAUUGUGUACCAUCAUAGUGAUGAUGAGGAUUUUGAUGAAAACGAAGCCCAGGUCGACACAUAUCAUGUUCACAAGGUGCACCUUGCCUGUGGCAGCCGCAAGAGCACCUACUUCGCACGCCUCUUCCAAAACUGUGACAAAUUUUCAGAGGGAAAACAAUCCACCAGCUCCAUCCAGCUUCAUCAUCUGGCAGCCAAAGCAUUUCCUGACUUGCUUGACUACUUGUACGACCACAGCAUGGAACUGAAUAUCAGUGUGCAAACAGUAGUCCCACUGUAUCAUCUUGCGCAAUACUUUGAAAUUGACUCAAUGAGACGGGAUGCCCUCGAAUUUAUCAACAAGAAACUGUUGGUUACGGAUUGCCCCACCAUUGUUCAACAUGCCAUGAUCUUCAACGCUGAUGCCAUUCUUGAAGCUGCUGCUGCAUUGGUGGGCAAGAACAUUCGGAAAGUGCAGGAGGACAUGGCCAUUGUGAGAGAUAUCUUUUGCCCCCAAUUGUGGUUGCAAAUCUCCUCACAUGUCACGGACCACAGACGUUUCAGCACACGUAUAGCAUGGUUUAUUUACCAUCAUAAAGAGGCCUUGAAUUCUCGCACAUUUAUGGAGCUUACAAGCGAGAAGAACAUGCCUGCCGUUAGCUCGACUUCAGUUUUUGACUUUCUCUAUUAUGAAUGGAUUGUGUGUGGUUCUCGGAGCUAUUGCAACAAGUCGCUAACACCUCUCCAAAAGCGGUGCGUUUCUGUGAUUGCCGAACGUGGUGUGAAGUUUCCUGACUCCGCAUCCGCUGAAGAACAACUCUGGGAGGUGAUGCAAAAUAAUCCCACUCUUAUGAAAGAGCUUUUUCUACUUUGCAUCAAAGGUGGUAAUGCGUUCGGGGUGAGUAGGUGA